AUAUAUAUAUAUCUCGGUGUGGCCUACACUUGGCCAAGAGGGAGCGACCGCCGCACGCCUUUGCGUCCGCAGCCCGCCCGGAGCGCGCGCCUGGCCCGCCGAUGGCGAGCAACAACACCGCGAGCAUCGCCCAAGCCCGCAAGCUGGUGGAGCAGCUGAAGAUGGAGGCCAACAUCGACAGAAUAAAGGUGUCCAAAGCCGCGGCAGACUUGAUGGCGUACUGCGAAGCCCACGCCAAGGAGGACCCUCUCCUGACCCCCGUCCCGGCCUCCGAAAACCCCUUUAGAGAGAAGAAGUUCUUCUGCGUGAUCCUGUAACCCCGCGAGGAGCCUGACCAGCGCUCAGGCCACCCUGAACACUGAUGUAGAGUUUUUAGGAACGGGGACGACCUGGUAGUCCACAGAAUUUAAACAAAACCAAACAAAAAAAAAA
Messenger RNA from Struthio camelus australis, 432 nucleotides. The record is from RefSeq and is a predicted model, not a curated record. NCBI's taxonomy places the organism in Eukaryota, Metazoa, Chordata, Aves, Struthioniformes, Struthionidae.